This is a messenger RNA of Saccostrea echinata, 3720 nucleotides long. RefSeq lists its product as uncharacterized. The coding region runs from base 3 to 3560 and encodes 1185 amino acids. NCBI's taxonomy places the organism in Eukaryota, Metazoa, Mollusca, Bivalvia, Ostreida, Ostreidae. The record is from RefSeq and is a predicted model, not a curated record. The transcript has 17 exons.
AAAUGGAUGAAAAUGAAGAUUUAUUACAAGAUCUAAUUGAGCAUUCAAAGAAGAGGCCAAAGUAUGCGUGCAUGGUGUCAUGGGAGUUUAAAAAUGAAACCAAAAAGCCCAACAGAAAGAAAAAGCAGCUGCAGCAAGAAUUCCUCAGAGAGCAAGAGGCAAGUAAAGGUUACGAGGAAAAAGACAAGGAGUCAUCAUCAUCAACUUCAUCAGCACAAGAAGAAGAAUACAAUUCAGAGAGUUCGUAUUACUCUGAUGAAGAAGUAAUAGAUUCUGAAGAAUCUACAGGCAGUUUGGAGGAAGCUGUAGAUGGGGUAAAUUUACAAAAUGACACAAGUUUUAUGCAUUAUCCUUCACAAGCAAAUAGUGGAUAUCGAGCACCAAGUAAAAAACAGCGUAAAAGAUGUUAUCAGUUGACCUACUUUGAUCAGAUUCUGCCAUUUAUGAACUGUGGACUUAGCAUUGAGGAAGAUAUCCAAGAAGUUGUGGCUGAAAUCCAGGGAAAGCAAAUUGUUGUGUUGAGGGAGGUGCCAAGCCUAUCUUUUCUAUGUAUUAAAAUGCUGAGAGGAGUAAGGUUCCCUUCAGAUACUAUACCCAAUCUAAUUAAGUCACAGAUCUAUGUUGCCAACACAGAUUUUCAAUUUAAGAAAUUUCAGUAUGGGUGGUUGUUAAACAUGCUGGCUUUUGUAGACAAGAAAGAAAAUGUAUACUUGCGAUGGUUAAAACCAUCAGGACUCACUGAAUGGUGUUAUCGUCCCGUAAUUCCAAUGUGCAGUGUAUGGUAUCCUCUGCCUUAUGUAAAGGAAUGGUCAGUACAAUUUACAGAAAUUUACAACAAGAACAAAGUCACAGCUUGUAUGAUAUACACCAGUGGACAUCCCCAGGAAUUACAAUUUUCUUACCCUUGGAACAUAUUAAAGUGUGUACCUUGGCUUCUGUCAGCAUUGGGUACUUUAAUUGAAUGCAUGCUACCAUCUCAAAUAUCCCAAAGGAAGCCAAGGGGGAAAGUCCGCUACCAGAGCGAGGAGGCACAACUGAGAAGGGCCACUAUAACUGCCAGUCAAAGAAUCAAAUAUACACUGUCUAAAAGACUUCCCAAAAUUGUUGCAGAGUUUUUUGAAAUGGCCCUUCCUUAUGCAUUUUGGGCAAGAGGAGAUAUUCAUUAUGCAACAGAACUGUUCUGCCAUCUCUCUCAGUCACAAAAAAGAUGCAGAUACAAGGCCUUAUUUUUGAAUGAAGCAGGUCGGAUGCAUGCCGUUUCAGGGGAAACAACUAGUGCUGCCAAAUUUUAUCGAUUAGCUUCAGAAAUGUUAAUAUCUAAACCAAAAAAUACAAUGCAUGUUCCUGAAUUAGAAGGUCAGACCAUGAUGCUGUUUGCCAAUCUGAAUGACCAGGGAAAUAUGAAGGGGAAGGCACAGUCUGCAUGGAAUUUGUGGAAGACUGUUAUUAUGUCUGAAUCUUAUGUCUCUGAUAAUGCAGCAUUGACAGCAGUAGAACACUGGCUCUGUUUUCAUGCAGGGUCAUGGCAAGGUGACCACUUAGAUGAAUCAGUCAGAAGACUUGUUCCUUUGUGUACACAACAUCCCAAGCUUCUGUACCAUCUUUCCCUAGUUCAUGCUCUCAGAGGAGAUGCAGAAAACUCAUUGAACUGUUACACUGACUUCAGAGAUAAAGUGUUAGGUUCUAACAUGCCUGGGGAGGGCAUUGUUCUGAAACAAUCAGAUAAUCCAUGGCUGCCCCUGGUGGAUGUAGUCAGAAAACAAGGGCAGAUAAACUGUAUACCUGUCCUCUGGAGAACUCAGCUCAGACCUUUGUGUGUUCAAACAAAACCUAGAGUAACUCAGGAAGCUGAUGUAGUUUCAGAACAACUCAAUUUAAGGAUGACCCCACAAGGAUUUCUGACAGGAGAUAUGCAGUUACUGGCACCCCCUUGUGGUGGAAUCUAUCUAGAUCCAUAUACAGGGAAGAUCACAUACAACAACAAUGGGACAGAACCAUGGAGGGGAGUCAUGAAGUCGGGGGAUUCCUCAGUUUCAGAUCCUUGGAGGCUCCCCAUACCCACACCUCUGGAGGUUUAUCAUGAUGAGGAUGGAGUCAGUGUUCAUUUAUUGAUGACAUCACAGACAAAUUUUAAUCUCUAUAAAUUCAAUGACUUCAGCCAUAAUGUCUGUCAUCUGAUCUGGCGUGGGCCUAAUGGUAGAGAGGUCAAGGUCAAUCUGAUGACCAAAUUGGCAGAUUUAAUCUAUCAGAAAGAGGAAGAGGAGCUGAAAAAUGUAAUCGAUUUUAAAGAAGAAUCUCAGCGUCAGGUUGCUCUGGAUGUACUGCAGACAUUACACAAUAAAGGACUGGGGUCGAAAGCACUAACUAUUUCAAAUCGUGUGCAAUACAAACCUAUAUAUUCAAAAAACCAAUCAAAAACGGGCAAGGAAUGGGAGAAAAAAGAGAAUACGAUUGUGGAAGGAAGAAAGUAUGCAUUUAACCUGGUGGCAGAACCUCUCAUGUUUGGGAAGGCAGUAGCAAUGAUAUUUGACCAUUGUGAGCCAUCUAUAAUCAUGUCCAACUUUCUUAUAGCAAACUGUUCUUCAGAAGAGACAUUUUUGAAAAUGAAAAUCCACUACAUAGGGAAAUGGUCCAAAGAUUUCAUACAUUACAGUAGCAGUCAAGAGAAUUCUUUCAAUAUACGGCCAUGUCAGUUGUAUCAGGGAUACAGAAUCAGCAACGCAGAAGUCAUUCACUUUCGUCGUUCACGCAGGUUAAUUGAAAUUUAUGAUCAAGAUGGCUCCUUGGUUAAAACUGUAGUAGGACUGGAAGAUCUGCUACAGAGAAGUAUUUACAAGAGGCAGAUUUACCCACUGAUAGUCAAAGACCAACUUAUAGCUAUCAACUAUGAGAAAAGACUGUGGUGCUUCAGAAAUGGAGAAGAAUUCUACAGUCCCAACAUAAGGGAGGCCACAUCAGUAGCAGCCUUUGGGGACAUUCUGAUCGUUUUGAUGGACAACAAGACACAGUUUGUCGCAGUUCAUCAGCUUCGAAUUCUCAACAUUAAUAUCACAAAAUCCUGUCAGAGUGAUGUAAAGCUGAGGAUAGGAGAAAACAGACAAGAGAUAGAACAGAGCUUUAAAACUGUUCAGGUGUUAUCUACACAGACAGUCACCAGAGACAGUAGGACUUAUCUGUGGUGUAUAGCAGCAUUAGACAGAACCAUAGUGUGUCUUGAAGUACCCAUAGAUAUGUCAAAGUGCACAGAGGUCACUGUUUUCCUGACCUUGACCCUGGCAGGUUAUCCAGUGGAGGCCUAUUAUAUCAGUAAGACAGAGGGAUUUCUUGUAACCUUCACCCAGCACAGUGCCCUGUCUGAGGCCUGUAUAGAACAUCUCUGUCACUACAACUUUGACGGAAAACUGUUGGGGGUACUUCCCUGUCUAGGCCCUGGACCGAGAUCCUUCUGCCACACCCACCUUCCAGGAGACCCUAAGGGAGGGAGUGGAGGGUUGCACCUGUACAUGAGGGAUGGACACAAUGGAAUUGUGGGAAUUCACUUGAAUGACUAUCAUCAUUGAAAAUUAAGUGCCUUCAUAGAACUACUGGUCCUGUAGCCUUUUCUCUGACAAUGUUUCUGACUGCUGAAAACAUCACUAUAAAAACCAUAGAAAUCGGAGGACUGCAAUGAAGUUGAACAGUUUUCGUAGUAUACUGUAUACCCUUUAAACAAAAAUUUUA